AAACCGGUUCUUUGUAACUUCCGCCUGUAAUUCCCUCCGCUCAAACAAAAACCAAAACUUUCUCAUCAUUUUUUCCAUUUCUGAUUCAAUUUUGGUUCAGAGAGAAUCCAAUUCACAAAAAUGGAGAGCUUAGCACUUCACUCAAUCUCCACUACUACAACGACGUCGUUUUCAAUCUCCAACGCCCGUACUUCAUUGUUCCACCACCCAUCAUUUUUAUCAGCAAAACCCAUCUCAAAGAUCCAAUCUUUCAACUCAAACUCAUUGAAUUCCCCAAAAAAACCGCUGAUUUUCACUCCAAUUUACAAACCCACCAAAACCCAGUUCCCAAUUUGUCUAUCUUCCCCACAAAAUGAUCAAAAAAUCACCACUAAAUCACCUCAAAAAGGAGCAAAGAUAGCACCUUUAAUAAUCUCUAUAGCCAUUGGUGUAAUCCUCAGGUUUUUUAUUCCCAAACCUGUGGAAGUAACACCACAAGCUUGGCAAUUACUGGCCAUUUUUAUGUCAACAAUUGCUGGUCUUGUGUUGAAUCCAUUGCCUGUUGGUGCAUGGGCUUUUCUUGGUUUAACCACCUCUGUAGUGACUAGGACAUUGAGUUUUUCAACUGCUUUUAGUGCCUUUACUAGUGAGGUUAUUUGGUUGAUUGUGAUUUCUUUCUUUUUUGCUAGAGGGUUUGUUAAGACUGGUUUGGGGGAUAGAGUUGCCACUUAUUUUGUUAAGUGGUUGGGGAAGAGUACUUUGGGAUUGUCUUAUGGGUUGACUAUUAGUGAGGCCAUUAUUGCUCCUGCUAUGCCUAGUACUACUGCUAGAGCUGGUGGGGUUUUCUUGCCGAUUAUUAAGUCGUUGGCGUUGUCCGCGGGGAGUAAGCCGGGGGAUGGUUCUUCGCGGAAGCUUGGGUCUUAUCUCAUUCUGUCACAGUUUCAGUCUGCUGGAAAUUCUAGUGCAUUGUUUCUCACUGCUGCAGCUCAAAACUUGCUGUGUCUCAAAUUAGCUGAGGAGCUUGGGGUGGUGAUUUCAAGUCCUUGGAUUUCUUGGUUCAAGGCCGCCAGUUUGCCAGCAUUUGUCUGUCUUCUAGUUACACCGCUUGUAUUAUACAAACUUUAUCCUCCUGAAACUAAGGAUACUCCAGAAGCCCCUGCACUGGCUGCGAAGAAACUGGAAAAUAUGGGUCCUGUCACGAAAAAUGAAUGGGUCAUGGUCGGUACGAUGAUUCUUGCAGUAUCUUUGUGGGUGUUUGGGGAUGCUCUUGGCAUACCCAGUGUUGUCACUGCAAUGGUUGGCUUAUCAAUACUACUUUUAUUGGGAGUUCUCGAUUGGGAUGACUGCUUAAGCGAAAAAUCAGCUUGGGAUACAUUGGCCUGGUUUGCUGUUCUAGUAGGCAUGGCAGGUCAGCUGACAAAUCUUGGUAUCGUAACCUGGAUGUCUAGUUGUGUGGCCAAGUCCCUUCAAUCUCUCUCAUUAAGUUGGCCAGCUGCCUUCGGUGUUCUUCAAGUGUCAUACUUCCUUAUUCACUACCUAUUCGCCAGUCAAACCGGUCAUGUGGGAGCACUAUACUCCGCAUUUUUAGCCAUGCACUUGGCGGCUGGGGUACCAGGUGUGCUGGCAGCUUUGGCUCUAGCUUACAAUACAAAUCUUUUCGGUGCUAUUACACAUUAUAGCAGUGGACAGGCUGCUGUGUACUAUGGAGCUGGAUACAUAGACCUUCCUGAUGUGUUCAAGAUGGGAUUCAUAAUGGCACUAAUUAACGUUUCAAUCUGGGGAGUAGUUGGAACUUUCUGGUGGAAAUUUUUGGGGCUCUACUAGUUUUAACUUCUCAUGUAAGUAGUUUCUUAAAUUUCCUAUUGUAUGAUGCCUGAUUCAGGAAACAGCUGAGCUUACUCAAUUCUAAAAUUUUGAUUUUUUUUU
Molecule: messenger RNA, 1905 nt
Organism: Mercurialis annua (annual mercury)
Lineage: Eukaryota; Viridiplantae; Streptophyta; Magnoliopsida; Malpighiales; Euphorbiaceae
Product: dicarboxylate transporter 2.1, chloroplastic
Exons: 4
Coding region: 121-1803 (560 amino acids)
Biological process (GO): transmembrane transport
Cellular component (GO): membrane
Molecular function (GO): transmembrane transporter activity
Source: RefSeq, a predicted model, not a curated record